This is a messenger RNA of Cyphellophora europaea CBS 101466, 1320 nucleotides long. RefSeq lists its product as uncharacterized. Gene Ontology annotation, molecular function: phosphatidate cytidylyltransferase activity. The coding region runs from base 1 to 1320 and encodes 439 amino acids. Lineage: Eukaryota; Fungi; Ascomycota; Eurotiomycetes; Chaetothyriales; Cyphellophoraceae. The transcript is spliced from 2 exons. Gene Ontology annotation, cellular component: endoplasmic reticulum membrane. The record is from RefSeq and is a predicted model, not a curated record.
AUGGCGAAACCAAAAAGCGUCAAGUUCCAACACCGCGCCAACGGCGGCGGUGCCGAUGCCAGGCGACCGAGCUCUUCAACCGAUGCAUCCUCCGAACCCGCAAGCCCGCGCCGGGAGAUCCGCGAUGCCUUGACAGACGAGAAGAAACCUGCAGCGUCAGAAUACGAGAAGAAGAAGCAGACGUUUAUCACGCGUACGAUAUGGACCCUGAUCAUGAUCGCGGGCUUUUUUGGAUUGCUGGCCGCUGGCCAUGUCGCGAUUUUGGGCGUCAUCACGGUGGUCCAGAUCAUCUCGUUCAAAGAGGUCAUCGCCAUCGCGCAAGUGCCUCAGAAGAAGAAAGCACUCCCGCUUACAAGAUCGCUGAACUGGUACUUUUUCGCUGUGACCAUGUACUAUCUCUAUGGCGAGAGCGUGCUGUACUACUUCAAGCACAUCCUGCUGGUGGACAAGGUUCUGCUGCCGUUUGCAACUCACCAUCGCUUCAUUAGCUUCAUGGUCUACCUCAUGGGAUUCGUCUUCUUCGUGGGCUCUCUCAAGAAGGGCUCUUACAAGUUCCAAUUCCGCCAGUUUGCAUGGACGCACAUGGCGUUGUUCCUCAUUGUCUUCCAGGCACAUUUCAUGAUGAAUAACGUCUUUGAAGGACUGAUCUGGCUCUUCCUUCCCGUCUCACUAGUCAUUACGAAUGACAUCUUUGCCUACAUCUGUGGCAUUACCUUCGGCCGCACACCCCUCAUUCAGCUGUCUCCCAAGAAGACAGUUGAAGGUUUUGUGGGAGCAUGGAUCUGCACCGUCAUCAUAGGCUACGGCCUGACCAACUUCCUCAUCAAGUAUCCCUACUUCACUUGUCCUGUCAGCGACCUGGGCGCAAAUGCCUUCAGCGGCUUGACCUGCGAGCCGAAUCCAGUGUUCAUUGCGCGGCCAUACCAGCUCCCAGAGUGGUCCCACAUCGACCAUACAUUCUGGAUCGAGCCCAUCCAAUUCCACAUUUUUGUCCUGGCGACCUUUGCGUCCCUGAUCGCGCCCUUUGGUGGUUUCUUCGCCUCCGGGCUGAAGCGGUCCUUCAACAUCAAAGAUUUCGGCGACAGCAUCCCCGGCCACGGCGGCAUGACCGACCGCAUGGACUGCCAAUUCAUCAUGGGAACCCUCGCCUACAUGUACUACCAAAGCUUCAUCGCUGUCUAUAAGACAACGCCGGGCAGCAUUAUCGAAUCUGCAAUGUGGGGAUUGACGCCCGAGGAGCAGAUGGAGGUCAUCAGAGGUCUGGGCAAGCACUUGUACAACCAAGGCAUUGUCUCUGAAAAAGUGAGUGUGCAUUGUUGA